AUGAAGCUGCUAGCUCUUCUCAGCAAAUGCUGUCUUGCAAUUCCCGUCACCUUCAAGGUGGACUUCCGAGGACGGCACGUGGCCCCAGGAGGUCCGCAUCUGGUGGGAAGUUUUCAAGAGUGGGAUCCUUCGGCAACUUCGAUGGUAGAUGGCAAUGGGGAUGGAAUCUACGUGGCAACCUUGGACUUGCCGGCAAGUUCACAUCAGUUCAAAUUCAUCAAUGGCAGUUCCUUGGAAGACACGGAGACUCCGCCAGCAUGCAGUAGUGGCCAGACUUACUCAAGGAAUUAUGGCUACAACAACGAGGAUGCUUACCGCCAACUCGAAAUUGCAGAGAAUGCCACCUCCGCUGAGGUACACCUAUGUUUUCAGGAAUGCCAGCCUUGUGACGCGCUUUCCCUCUGUAAGAUGGUUGACUGCGGUUCUGAUCUGGUAUUGAAGGACAGUGCUUUGAACGUGCCUGGCGAAACGCGGGCCACAUGCUGCAGAGACUUGCUGGGCGGCGGCUGGAGAACACCUGUCGUUGUACGCAGCGCUGGUUAUUCCGAUGGAAAUCGGGCCGAGUUCUGGCUGGACGGCGAACUGAUACAUUCCACGGGCGAGCGUGUCGUCACUGUCGUCGAAGUGCAGCCGGCACUCCUCGCAAACUACCUGUCGUAUGGAUGGCGAGCUCCAGUCAAACACAAAGAGACCUUUGACACCUACGUGGAUUCAUCCAAGCUGGAAGCCUACCUAUCGACUGUUCCUUCUGGCCACCUACUCCUCAUGGGGGCCGUGGAUGAGGCUUCUGCAAUGCUUAGCCCGCAUGCAAAGGCUAUGAUUGGUACCUGUGGGGCCAAAUCCAUUCAGCAGGUGGGCUUUAGGAGUUCCUAUGCUCUUAUUGGACAGAAAAAUGGGAGUGCCUUAUCUGAGGUGGCGUUGCCUGAAGGCAGUGGACACGCUGUUGCAGUUGCAGAACAUCUGCUCCCACACCACGUGUACAAGUUGUGCAAGAUGUACAACUGCUAUUGGGGAAUCUUCCGUAAUGUCCUGAGAGCAGAUGCCAUGGAAACACCUGGUCACCUUGAGGAACAUUGUUGUGAAAGAGCCAAACAAGGCGAGCAAUCUUUGGUGGUGCGAAGCGAGGGGUUUUCAGAUGGGAACAGGGCCGAAUGUUGGUUGAAUGGUCAACUCCUCUAUCGAACUCGCACACGCGGGCUCACGGUUGUGGACCUGUGGCCCAAUAUGACAGUGAAGCACAGGGAGACCUUCGACACCUCUACUUUGGUUGCAUACCUGAGCUCAACUGCUACAGGUAACAUUAUACUGGUUGGAGCAGUGGAUGAAGCAUCUAGAGGCUUCAGCCAAGAGGCAGAGAAUCUUCUUCGCCAGUGCGGAGCCACAUUUCCCAAGCCGCUGCCCUUUCGUAGCUCUUACGCUCUCAUUGGGAUCAAGGCCGGACGCGCCUUGUCGGAGGUGGUGAUGUCGGAGUUGAGUGGAUGCGCUGUUGCUGUUGCUGAAGUAAUCCCGUCUGAGCAAGUGCGUUGCAACCAGUACAACCGCCCGGCUGGAUUUGUGCUGAAAGCGGAUGCCAUGGAGACGCUCGGUGCAUCCCUCGAAACUUGCUGCAAAGCAGCCGGGGCAGGCGAGCAAGUCAUUGUGGUGCGAAGCGCUGGCUAUGAGGAUGGGAACAAGGCCGAGUUUUGGUUGAAUGGUGAACUCCUCUACGAGACCAGCAAGCGGGGUCUCACAAUUGUGGACCUGUGGCCCAACCUGGCAGUCAAGCACAAGGAGACCUUUGACACACAUGCCGAUUGCACUACUUUUAUUGCAUACCUGAGCUCUACCGCUGAAGGCAACAUGAUAUUGAUCGGAGCAGCAGAUGAGGCUUCUGCGGGAAUCACCUUGGAGGCGGCAAACCUUCUUCGGGAGUGCGGGGCCACAUUUCCCCGGCCGAUCUCCUGGAGGAGCUCUUAUGCUCUCAUUGGCAUCAAGGGUGGAAAUGCUUUGUCCGAGGUAGUGAGAAGAAUGGAAGAUGGAAAAGCUGUAGCCGUUGCUGCGACUCUGCCUCCUAAUUUGCAAACGACGACCACCUCGACUCUCGACAGGUUCAUGCCUGUGGAUGGAGGCAUGGACCGUGCCUGCCGCGGGGCGGGGCCUAGCGACAACAACCCGAACUACUACAGGGUGGUCUCAGGCAUAGAAUCCCUUCUCGCUUGCAAAGAGGAGUGCAUGGGUUCAGAGGCAUGCGUCGGCGUUGAGCACAGCGGAAGCCGUUGCGAAGUCUGGACACGUCCCGAAGGCAUUCAGGCCUCCAUUCAUCUGGCACGCUUUACUUGCCUCAGCUACAAUGCAGCUGUGACAACAACCAUGGCAGCAACCACUACCAGGGCCACUGCGAAACUUUUUGCAGCUGUGGACGGUGGCAUCAAUCGUGCCUGCCGUGGGGCAUCCGCUUCCGACAACGAUCCAGGCAACUACAUGGUUGUCGCAGGUGUACAGCAACUUGGGGAUUGCGAAAGCUGA
Symbiodinium pilosum is the source of this 2505-nucleotide messenger RNA. Lineage: Eukaryota; Dinophyceae; Suessiales; Symbiodiniaceae. The record is from the annotation of a GenBank genome assembly.